Molecule: messenger RNA, 315 nt
Organism: Staurois parvus
Lineage: Eukaryota; Metazoa; Chordata; Amphibia; Anura; Ranidae
Source: the annotation of a GenBank genome assembly
UCCUUUCAGUCCCAAAUCCAUUCACUGUCCAAAUCUUGUAGACUUCACCUCCGCAACAUCUCCAAGAUACGGCAGUUCCUAACCACGGAAACUACUAAGCAACUUAUUCCCUCCCUGGUUAUCUCUCGCCUUGACUAUUGUAACUCCCUCCUCAUUGGCCGACCUCAUCGCAGGCUAUCCCCUCUUCAGUCUAUCCGUUCUGUAUCUGCCACCCCUCUCUGCCAAUCCCUCCACUGUCCUCUACUUAGUGUCCUCUGCCCCUCUCUGCCAAUCCCUCCACUGGCCUCCACUCAGUGUCCUCCAUCCCUCUCUGCC